Papilio xuthus (Asian swallowtail) is the source of this 2446-nucleotide messenger RNA. Its product is annotated as glucose dehydrogenase [FAD, quinone]. The transcript has 4 exons. The record is from RefSeq and is a predicted model, not a curated record. The coding region runs from base 466 to 2322 and encodes 618 amino acids. Gene Ontology annotation, molecular function: oxidoreductase activity, acting on CH-OH group of donors; flavin adenine dinucleotide binding. Lineage: Eukaryota; Metazoa; Arthropoda; Insecta; Lepidoptera; Papilionidae.
CGAUGUUGGUGAAAACGUUAGAGACGUGCAUCAAAAAGACGAAUAUCAAACAUAUCGACAAUUUUGAAAGUGUUGUGUCAUGAGUGGUUAUAUACGCAUUAUACAAAACUCGAAUGAAUAGUAAUUUAAUAAUAAAAAUAGAACAUUAUACGUAUAAAGUGUUUUGGUGCAGUGCGUUGUGUAAGCGGUGAACUACAGCCAUGAAAACGCGACAGUCGAGUUCAAUAAUCGUCUGUCAAAAUUGCGAUGCGGACUAAUAUGCUGUCUCGUCGCUCACCAUCUUCAAGCGAUAAGAAAGCAAUGCGCAGAAUCAAACCCCCGGACAGAGAAAAGCAAACGAUUCUAUAAUUAAUGAAUCUAGUCUUAUAACAUAAACCAAAGCUAUUGAUUUUGUUAUCAAACAAGCAAUCAAUAACAAGAAAAGCCUACUUCAAGAUAUUACUGGCAUCCUAGAAAAACAAAAAAAUGGGUCUCCAUGUGUUAUUGGCUUCGACAGCGCUGAAGACGAUCAGCGUUACUGGACUGUGGGUGAUACCACUGCUACUUGGAGCACUUACGUAUCACAAUUACAGUUCAUAUGACCCUGAAGCUAAAGUACUGGAUAAAGAACCAAGGAGAGAGUACGAUUUUAUCGUGGUCGGUGGUGGAUCGGCUGGAGCUGUGGUCGCGAAUCGACUUACUGAAGUCAAGGACUGGAAUCUAUUACUGUUAGAGACUGGUCCAGAUGAAAACGAGAUCACCGACGUGCCUUCGCUGGCGGGCUACUUGCAGCUGACGAAACUUGACUGGCAGUACAAGACUGAGCCCACACCGUACGCCUGCCUCGGCUUCAAGAAUCAUAGGUGCAGUUGGCCACGAGGAAAGGUGCUUGGGGGAUCCAGUGUCCUGAACUACAUGAUUUACGUACGCGGGAACCGAUUCGACUUCGACCAGUGGGAGUCAUUCGGCAAUCCAGGAUGGGGAUAUCGAGAUGUACUCAAAUAUUUCAUAAAGUCCGAAGACAACAGAAAUCCUUACUUAUCUAAGAGCCAAUAUCACGGAAGAGGUGGUUACCUUACAGUACAAGAAGCACCAUGGAGAACACCUUUGGUGGCUGCAUUCGUUGAGGCGGGAGUUGAAAUAGGUUACGAGAACAGAGACAUCAAUGGAGCCGUGCAGACCGGAUUCAUGAUCGCACAGGGAACGAUAAGACGCGGUUCUAGAUGCAGUACAGCGAAAGCAUUUUUAAGGCCAGUCCGAACGAGACGAAAUCUAGAUAUAUCACUCAACUCUCAAGUUACCAAAGUCUUAAUUAACCCAAUUACGAUGAAAGCAUACGGCGUUGAAUUUGUAAAACACGGCCAGAAGAGAGUGGUUUUCGCGAAAAAAGAAGUAAUAUUAUCUGCUGGAGCUAUAAAUAGCCCACAAUUACUUAUGUUGUCGGGAAUAGGUCCUAAAGACCAUUUAAGAGAAGUUGGUAUAAAUGUUUUGAAAGAUUUAGCUGUCGGUGAAAAUUUGCAAGAUCACGUUGGCGUGGGUGGGUUAACAUUUCUAGUCGAUAAACCAGUUGCAAUUGUACAGAAUCGUUUCCAAGCAUUCCCAGUUACUAUGAACUAUGUAAUUAAUGAAAGGGGACCGAUGACAACUUUAGGAGGUUUAGAAGGUAUUGCCUUUGUUAAUACGAAAUACGCUAACAGUUCUGGCCUUUGGCCCGACAUACAGUUUCACAUGGCGCCGGCGUCUUUCUCAUCAGAUAAUGGGCAAAUCGUAAGAAAGAUUUUAGGUCUUACAGAUGAGGUAUACGACACUGUAUAUAAGCCAAUUGCCAAUAAAGAUGCAUGGACCAUAAUGCCACUCUUAUUGAGGCCAAACACAAGAGGAUACGUGAAGUUAAAGAGUUCCAAUCCCUUUGAUUAUCCAAUUAUGAAUCCUAGAUAUCAUGAAGAUAGAUUAGACGUUAAUCGUUUAGUGGAAGGAAUAAAAAUAGCUUUGAAAGUAGCAAACGCAUCACCAUUCAAGCAAUUCGGUUCUAGACUUUACAUGAAACCAUUACCUAAUUGUAAGCAAUUUAAAUUUAUGUCUGAUGAAUACAUUGAAUGUCAAGUAAGAACGAUAUCAAUGACGAUAUACCAUCAAUCUGGUACAACAAAAAUGGGACCUUCAUGGGAUAAAAAAGCUGUAGUGGAUCCACGGCUACGAGUGUAUGGUAUUAAUGGACUGAGAGUUAUAGAUGCUAGUGUUAUGCCAACUAUAGUUAGUGGUAAUACAAAUGCAGCAGUAAUAAUGAUCGGUGAGAAAGGUGCUGACAUGAUCAAACAAGAUUGGUUGUCACACAAUCGGUGACAAAAGUGUAACUUACCAAAAUGUGAACUAAUGUGAAAAACUGAAAGUGAUUCCAAAUAGCUAAUUUAUCUAAUCCUAUAAGAUUGUAAAUAUUUGAAAGAAAUUAGACUAAUUGUAUAUUAUG